AUGCUUGAAUCUCCAACCCACAUCUCUAGUAAGAAAUUAAAAAAUUGCUUGACUGAGAAAACUAUAUGGUACAGCAGAUUGAAAAUGUCCAGUACAUCGCGAUUGAUAACUGUUGGCAUUCUGCUAGCUCUGGUGGCUGUAGCCGCUGGUAUUAAAUGCUGGCAAUGUGGCCAAUACAGUGAUGGAGUUGGUUCCAUCACCCCUUGCAAUAAUAGAAGUGCAGCUCGACUGAACCAGUGUCCUCCUGAUUCGAAAUAUUGUAUCAAAUACGUAAGCGAGCUCACCGUUGUCCGGGAUUGCGUGCCGACCUGCAGUGAAAAAGAAUGGUGGGGUGCGCGCACGUUUUGCUGUGACACUGACGAGUGUAAUGGCGCUAUCAUACGGAGUCCAGUAAUCGCGCUGAUCACCACAGCGAUCGUAAUUGCGUUUGCGCGCUGA
Melitaea cinxia (Glanville fritillary) is the source of this 438-nucleotide messenger RNA. RefSeq lists its product as uncharacterized. The coding region runs from base 1 to 438 and encodes 145 amino acids. The record is from RefSeq and is a predicted model, not a curated record. The transcript has 4 exons. Lineage: Eukaryota; Metazoa; Arthropoda; Insecta; Lepidoptera; Nymphalidae.